UCACCUCAACUUUGCACGCUCGCCAGUCUUUCUUCUCGUAGUAGCAAUCUGUCAGCUUCGCGUUUUCAUCUGCGAAAGAUUAGCUCAGUCCCGUGAUUGAUACCGACGAGCGCACCUGCGCAGCCUGUGCUGAAGAUCCUCUUGUCCCUAUACACCCAUCAGCCACGGCGUUACAACUUCCACAACAUCAAUUGGGCUUACCAGUCAUCUGGCUCAUCAUCAAUCAUCAUCUGUGCUGCAGCAGCUUGUGUCUUGGUAUUCUUCGACAUCCUCAAAGAGCUUAGAAAGAAAACAGGUGUCUGUUGUAGCUCUCACCGCGCGAGCAAGUUCACGGCACAAGGUCGGACUAUCUCGGCCCCGACACACAACGUCAACGUCGCCACCAUGACGACCCGGAAGUUGAAUGUCUUGGUUUAUUCUGGACAUGGCAGCACUACGGAAUCCGUCCGUCAUUGCCUAUACACCCUUCGCCGCCUGCUCUCCCCAGCAUACGCUGUCAUUCCUGUCACAGGCGAUGUACUUAUCAAAGAGCCAUGGUUUAGUACUUGCGCGCUCCUGGUCUUCCCUGGCGGUGCAGACUUGGGGUACUGCCGUACAUUGAACGGUGAGGGAAACCGCCGCAUCAGCCGCUAUGUCAAUGCUGGUGGCUCGUACCUGGGUUUCUGCGCUGGCGGCUACUAUGGCAGCGCACGAUGCGAGUUUGAAGUUGAUGAUCCCAAGAUGGCAGUCGUCGGAGACCGCGAAUUGGCUUUCUUCCCGGGUAUCUGUCGAGGACUGGCAUUUGAAGGUUUCAAGUAUGCGAGCGAGGCCGGCGCCAGGGCAGCAGAAGUCAAGAUCGAGAAGGCGGCUUUCGAGGACGUGAAGGAAGGGACUGCCGAUUCGUUCAAGAGCUACUACAACGGCGGUGGGGUGUUCGUUGAUGCUAAAAAACUUGAGGCACGAGGUGUGCAGACCCUAGCCAGCUACACAGAAGAUCUACACGUAGAGUCUGGCGAAAGCCAAGCUGCGGUGGUAUAUCGUAAAAUUGGUGAAGGACACGCCAUACUCACCGGACCACACCCUGAGUUCGCACCACAGAACUUGAGCCAAAUACCCAGCGUCCCAUCGUAUGCAUCAAUGAUUGAUGCAGUUACUGCCACAGAUACAGGCAGAAUUGCUUUCUUAGGAUUGAUGCUGCGCAAAUUGGGCUUGAACGUCAAUGAGCAGGAACAAGCGGUACCAUCCCUGUCCCGCUUGCAUCUCACGUCUCACAAACCGACAGCCGUUGCGGACCUCGUCGCAUCUUGGGCAGAAGUCAUCACUAUAAUUGAUGGUGAAGACUAUAUCCAAGGUGGCAAUGAUGUCUUUCACAUCGAAAAAGAGGGUUCCAUCUGGAGCGUCAAGGAAUUAAAACGAGCUGUGAGUGCAGUUUCGGAGAAGCUGCCAACGAUUGCGUCAUUGAAAAUUACGACGAACGACGGAGAAAAGAAGACUGUCGAGAAGUCCACAGAUGAGAGGAAGACGAAGACGAAGGCAGAGGAGAUCCAAGAGUGCAUCGAGUACACGGCAAACUCCGCUUUUGAUCAGAUCCUGUCUUACGACAAAGUUGUCAAGACCAUCGUUCCACACAAGGAAGGUGUCCCAACAAGUCCUGAGGCUUCUUUCCAUCAUGAAGCGUUCUACGCAAAUCUGCACCACUAUCACAACAAGUUACGCAACCCAUCUGCAGCGUUCGGCUCAACUCUUAUCUAUGGCGAAGUAGUCACCAGCACCAAUACGCUCCUCGAUAAAAACCCUGUUCUCCUACGCAGUCUACCCAACGGCUUCACUGUAACAGCAACGACGCAAAUCGCCGGCCGGGGCCGCGGCUCUAAUGUCUGGGUAGCACCGCCAGGUGCACUGAUGUUCAGCACCGUCCUCCACCAUAGCUUCGCCCUCUCACAAUCCGCGCCAGUGAUCUUCAUCCAAUACCUCGCCGCCCUCGCCAUCGUACAGGGCAUCCAGGGCUACGCACCUGGAUACGAAAAGAUCCCCGUCAAGCUGAAGUGGCCAAACGACAUCUAUGCGCAGCUUCCCGGAAGCAGCAACAAUCCGGUCGUGAAGAUCGGUGGUAUACUUGUGAAUAGCUCAUAUUCAGGCACCAGCUACGACGUCGUGUGCGGCAUCGGUCUCAAUCUGUCUAAUGCGCUUCCAACGACAUCUCUGAACCAGCUCGCUGCAGGCCAGAACCCGCAAAUCAAGCCAUUCACGCAGGAGAAGCUCCUCGCGUCCAUCCUCGCUUCGUUUGAAUCCCUGUACACUACCUUCUGUACCGCGGGAUUCACCCGCGAUAUGGAAGAGCAAUACUACCGAGCUUGGUUGCACACAGAUCAGAUUGUGGAAUUGGAGAGUGAGGGCGGGGUCAAGGCGAAGAUUAAGGGGAUUACGCGGGAUUGGGGAUUGCUGCUGGCGGAGGAGUUGGGGUGGCAGGAUCGCCCGACGGGGAAGGUGGUGAGCUUGCAGAGCGACAGUAAUAGUUUUGACUUCUUCAGGGGCUUGGUGAGGCGGAAGGUGUAGAAUUAAGCAAGAGCAAAGAGACGGGAAGGUAGACAUAGACAAUCUGCAGCAUUUUCUGCCUGAGCCCGCCAUAGCGCAAUAUACUCA
Molecule: messenger RNA, 2622 nt
Organism: Didymella exigua CBS 183.55
Lineage: Eukaryota; Fungi; Ascomycota; Dothideomycetes; Pleosporales; Didymellaceae
Product: putative biotin apo-protein ligase
Exons: 3
Coding region: 385-2535 (716 amino acids)
Biological process (GO): protein modification process
Cellular component (GO): cytoplasm
Molecular function (GO): biotin--[biotin carboxyl-carrier protein] ligase activity
Source: RefSeq, a predicted model, not a curated record